This is a messenger RNA of Pyricularia grisea, 2293 nucleotides long. RefSeq lists its product as uncharacterized. The transcript has 2 exons. Lineage: Eukaryota; Fungi; Ascomycota; Sordariomycetes; Magnaporthales; Pyriculariaceae. The record is from RefSeq and is a predicted model, not a curated record. Gene Ontology annotation, cellular component: cytoplasm. The coding region runs from base 217 to 1965 and encodes 582 amino acids.
CGUAGAGCCUUAUCUGCCGGUCUGUGCCUGCCCCUUCUUCAAUUAGGCGCCCAAUUGAUUUGAUCGUCUUGUUGCGACAAAGAAAAUAGACACCUCACACUCUCGGCGCAGUUUUAUUCCACCCGCAACCCAAAUCAGAACGCAAAAGUCUCUUGUCUAAUAGCCUGUCUACACAACUGGCCGAACUAGCCAACAAGACCUUUUAAAAUUCCCUUUAUGGAGAUGGCGACCCACGCGCCAAGUUCUCCUCGACUUCCGAGUCCUCCUCCUCCCGCAGAGAUCCAGAUCGGGCCUGUGCCACAGUCACCUGGAAGCUCCCCAAAUCAUCAAGUGCCGCAGAUGGAGCAGACUGCAAUUGAUGCGAACGCAAAGCGGCGCAUUCACCCCGGCACCAGGGCAUCCGAUAUGGCUGCUGGACCGCCUUUAAUUCCGCUAAAUGAGCUCGACUCGGCCUUCCAGCUUCAAGAACACCUCGCCGCCCUACACUACCACCACACAGCCACCAACACGAACCCUGUCAGUCGGGAGACGGCCAAAAUCUUGGGGACACCCCCUCCAGGCAUAGACCGAACCUUGUGGCUCUAUGAGCUUUGCCGCUUCCUGAUAGAGCAGUGCAAUGCCCUGAUAGUCGGCUUUCUGUUCGACACACCUCCGUGCAGCGCCGUGACCUGCCCGGAGAUGCGCGCGUCAGAGUGGCAGUUUCUCUGCGCCGUCCACGACCAGCCCAAAUCGUGCUGCGCCAUCGACUACUGCUGCCACACUCUCGACUGGGCCGCCAACGUCGUAACCAAUCCGCAGAUCUUCCCCUCGCGCUUCGUCGCCCUCUCAGACGCCCACGACAAGGGUGCCGCCAUCAAGAACCUGAUCAACGUGUUUCGUCGUCUGCACCGCAUCUUUGCGCAUGCCUGGUUUCAGCACCGUGGUGUCUUCUGGACGGUGGAGGGCCAGACCGGUCUGUACGUCUUCUUCAAGACGGUCUGUGACAUGCAUGACCUGUUACCUGGCGAAAACUACAAGCUUCCGCCCGAGGCCGAGGGCUUGGAGGCUCCUACUCGUAGCAACCUGAACGUACCCGGAGACGGUCCCAAGAUACUGCAGAAUACCGGCGAUGCCUCGACUCAGGGCGCAGCCGCUGCUCGUCCUGGGCCAGGCGUAACCAGUGAGGGAGAGGACGAUCAUCAUAGCGCGGUCAACAGCAGGACAAGCACUAGGAGGCACAUCCGCAGUAGUCCAUCCACCGGCAGUGCCGUCACCACCGUCAUGGAGGCGGAUGAGGAUGAUGGCAGUACCGGAGAUGUGGCAAAGCGCUUCAGAAAGAUGCGCAUCAUGGACCCGCCUCUGGCAGAGGACGAUAUGGAGACGACCGAAGUGCCCGUGCUUGUGGAACAAGAUCCUCCCGUGCAAAGCACAUCAAUGGGCAAUGGAGGCAACACAGCGAAGACAGGCGAGGAAGAGCCGCAAAGCUUACCGGACGCGACGGAAAGCGCCAAAAGCGCUCCCGGCGCGGCAGCUACGUCUGCAGAGGUCGAAUCGGCGAGUCACGACAUCCCCAGGACCGUUGAGAGCUUCCUUGAGAGUCCUGACUCAGAAAUGCCAUCCCAGCCGCUCUCUUCAGAGUCGGCGUCCAAAGCGGCGGCCGAGACUCGUGACGACGAAAAGACUUCUACGACAGCGGCAGCACCCUCCGACCACGGAAGCUCUGAUGACGCAGGUGCCGCCGCUAUGCUGCAGGCCACCAGCGUUGCCGAUUUUGCGGGCGACGCAGGCGAAGCCGAAGAACCAGUGGCUGCAGCCAAAGGCGACAGACCUGGUGACGAGGUUUCCACAUCAUCGGCUUCGGACGACACGGAACAGGAAGCGCCUCAAGAACCGACCGAGGAAGAAAAACCAGCCAAGGCUAAUGAAGAAGCGAAAGACAAAUCUGAGCCUCAACAACUUGAUGCGAGCAAAGCUAAUUCCGAUUGAAAAGACGGUUUUCUAGAGCUCUGAGCCAGACAGGCUAAAUUCUUGUUCAGCUUUCCGAAGACCCCAUAGCUUUAAUAGUCCAUCUUGUAAUAGCAGACCGCUGGGGCGGUCUUUUGUAAUGAUACCUAUCAAGCAACAAUUUGCCGAAAUUCCCAACCGCGGGGUUAUCGAGCGUAUAAUGCUGCUCAAAGGCUUAUAAAAUAACCCAUACGUAUUUUAAGGCCGGGGGGUUUACUACUACUUCCAUCAUGGCUGAAAGUUGAUAACGUACUAGUUCUACACCUAGUUCUAGUUCUAGACGCAAGUGUAAAUGCGGAUGUCAACCUGC